AUGGUGUUCGCGUGGAAAGCCGCAGGUCUUACCUACAACCGCUAUCUGGCCGUCGCUGCCCGCGUCGUGCGCCGCAGCCUGAAGGAGGAUAAGAGACUCGCGGCUGAGCGCCGAGGCGAGCAGGACCUCAGAUUCUCCAAGUGGUCGAACGGCAAGCAGGGCGAGGUCAAGAACCUCGCCGAAGCCAAUGCCGCUGCCGCGGUGGCGGCCGCCAACGCUGGAGGUUCGGCUUAG
This is a messenger RNA of Lasiosphaeria miniovina, 234 nucleotides long. Its product is annotated as mitochondrial ATP synthase epsilon chain-domain-containing protein. Bases 1 to 234 code for a protein of 77 amino acids. The record is from RefSeq and is a predicted model, not a curated record. Lineage: Eukaryota; Fungi; Ascomycota; Sordariomycetes; Sordariales; Lasiosphaeriaceae. Gene Ontology annotation, cellular component: mitochondrial inner membrane. The transcript has 3 exons. Gene Ontology annotation, molecular function: proton-transporting ATP synthase activity, rotational mechanism. Gene Ontology annotation, biological process: proton motive force-driven mitochondrial ATP synthesis.